GCAAAAACAACUCUUUUUCCAUUGGAUCAGUCAUAAAAAAAGUGGAAAUGCAGUGAGCAGCUUAGUUGCUUGGUUUUUAGCAGCGAAAGGAAUACUCACCAAAGGCUUGUGAACAUUUCUGGAUAAAGCACUGGCUGGCUUAUUCAUCUUCGUAUGGUCAAUCGUGUCUCUGCAGGACCGAAGGAGCAGAUUGGUUAGUGAAGAAUGCUGUCAGAAGGGUACCUCAGUGGACUUGCCUACCAGAAUGACAUCCCCUGGAGUUGUGCGUCUUAUAAUGAGAACGUGGCUGAGGAAAAGGAAGAAGAGACUAACUCUGCUGCUCUUUGCUAUUCCUCUGUGGAUGAAACACAAGUCGGAAGUCUCUACCUGAGCUGCAAAUCCUCCAGCAAGUUCAUUUCUUCAGUGCAUUCAAGAGAGAGUCAACACAGUAGAAAUCACAGAAUCACAGUGCUACAGACAAAUCCCAAUCCUGUGUUUGAAAGCCCAAACGUGGCCGCAGUUGAAAUAUGUAGACACCCCAGCAGAGAGACCUUCUUGGUUCCACCUUCCUGCAAAAGUAUUUGCAAGAAUUACAAUGACUUACAUAUUGCAGGGGGCCAGGUGAUGGCUGUUAAUUCAGUGACCACAGAUUUUCUCUGCGAGAGUAGUUUUGAAUACGGCCCUUUGCUGAAAUCAUCUGAGAUUCCUUUGCCAAUGGAGGAUUCCAUUUCUACUCAGCCCAGUGACUUUCCCCAAAAACCUAUCCAGCGACAUUCAUCCUACUGGAGAAUAACCAGCAUCAAGGAGAAAAACAGCUUGCAAAUGCAGAAGCCUAUUUCUAAUGCUGUGCUGAAUGAGUAUCUGGAACAGAAGGUGGUGGAGUUAUAUAAACAGUACAUUAUGGACACCGUGUUUCAUGACAGUUCCCCUACCCAGAUUCUGGCAUCUGAACUCAUCAUGACAAGUGUGGACCAAAUUAGCCUCCAAGUGUCAAGAGAGAAGAAUCUGGAGACCUCAAAAGCCAGGGAUAUAGUCAUUAACCGCCUAUUACAGUUGGUGUCCACUGAAAUCAGUACUCCUAGUCUCCAUAUUUCACAGUAUAGCAAUGUGAAUCCAUAAUGGAGAGGAUGUUUCCAUUCCUCUUUGUCAGCUCUCACAGCUAAAACAACACUUCAUUCAGUUAUUCUGAGAAUGUGGAGGAGGGGUUUGGGAAGGAGUCAAGAGUUAGAGAAGUAAACAUUGGCUGAAGGUCAGGUGUGAAUUAAGAGGAAAUCUCAUAAUAUUACACAUGAGGAAGGAAUGUGGGAAGAGGGGCAAUAAAGAGUGCUUUCAAAGCCAGGGUUGUAUAGCAACAAAGCAAAAAAUAAAAAUGAUCAAAAAAAGCAAAGGUAGGAUUCAUUUCAAGGAGUACAGAAAUCGAAAAAGAAGACAAGCCAAAGAAGAACACACAUCAUGGCAAAAGCAAAAGGCCAAAAGUUUCAGAGUAAAGAGUUAGGAAUGUUUGUUACUCAUAAAGUCCCCCAAGUUGUUGUUUCUUGAGGGAAAUAAACUGUAGUAGGCUGCAAUAUUUGGGUAGAGAGACUGGUUCAAACAGUUUCAAAAUAUGUUUUUCUCUCUUUUCUAUUCUGUAUCAGUAGAUCACUUAAAAUUAUGUUCUCUAUAAACAUGAAAACAGUAACAAAUUGCAAUUGUGUUUUUAUCAUCGAAUGGAAUGGUUACUUAGAUAUAACCACACAACAGCCACUCAAAUCUCCUAAUUCUGUUUUCUAGUGGAGAUGAAAUUUCCUAAAUGGAAAAUAUCACAUAGUGAAUAUUAAACUAUUUUGAUUUUGCUAUGUAUGAUUUUCUUGGUGAUACACAGUUAGGAAUCUUAUUUUUUCUCAUAUUCUUCUCUUGCUUUUCUCCAUGCUCUCUCGACUCUUCUGGAGCCAGGAAGGGGUCUUCUGUAUCCUAAAGACAAGGUUGCAAGGUCUAGGGUCUGAUGAUAUCAAAUUCUGUAAAUUCAUGCACCAGAAUGGUGGCUUUGUGAGUGCUGCCCUGCUCUACCUCCUUCCUCUAGACCAGGGAUUGGCAAACUAUGGUCAUUGUUCCACUCUAGCCUGACA
Messenger RNA from Myotis davidii, 2084 nucleotides. It is a transcript of the gene TASL, whose product is annotated as chromosome unknown open reading frame, human CXorf21. Bases 205 to 1098 code for a protein of 297 amino acids. The record is from RefSeq and is a predicted model, not a curated record. The transcript has 2 exons. Gene Ontology annotation, biological process: regulation of toll-like receptor signaling pathway. NCBI's taxonomy places the organism in Eukaryota, Metazoa, Chordata, Mammalia, Chiroptera, Vespertilionidae.